Impatiens glandulifera is the source of this 4678-nucleotide messenger RNA. RefSeq names its product enhancer of mRNA-decapping protein 4-like. Bases 297 to 4415 code for a protein of 1372 amino acids. Gene Ontology annotation, biological process: deadenylation-independent decapping of nuclear-transcribed mRNA. The record is from RefSeq and is a predicted model, not a curated record. The transcript has 12 exons. Gene Ontology annotation, cellular component: P-body. NCBI's taxonomy places the organism in Eukaryota, Viridiplantae, Streptophyta, Magnoliopsida, Ericales, Balsaminaceae. Gene Ontology annotation, molecular function: protein binding.
UAGUUGGAUCCUUCUCAUAUCCGCCGACCAUCAGCUCAGCUGAGAAGAAGAAGACGAAGAAGACGAAGUAUUUGGUCUGUUACCAGACUUCAUUAACUUUUCAUCAUUUUCUCUCUCACACACGUACAGACAGACUCAUCGGAUCUCGAGUUACUGUCAUCUUGGGGGGUGGAUUGUAUUACUCGAUUUCUUCUUAUUACAUUCAUCCAUCCAUCCAUCUGGAUCGUUCACUUGUACAAAUUGCUUGUCCGACUUUGAUACGACCUUCCUUUGUCGAUCCCAAUUGAGUUUUCCUCAUGGCGUCUCCUGGAAACCCAAACCAGCCGGGAGGUAAUUUCGACGCUCACAAAUUCUUCAAACCCCAAAACCCUAAUACCAAUUUACCAUCUUCUCCAUUCCCACCUUCUUCUUACCCUCCACCGCCCUCUUCUUCAUACCCACCUCCAGCCAACUCCGGGAACUUUCCAUACCCUCCUCAUCCGCAGGUCAUGCCAUCACACCUUCCUCAGUUCCAUAUCCCUCAAUACCCACAGCCUGAUCAUUUCUCUAACUUCAAUGUACAGAGAUCUAUCUCUUACCCAACACCCCCUCUCCAGCCUCCCCAGCCCAUUGCUCUUCAGCAGAACCCUAAUUCUGGGGCGAGGCUCAUGGCUCUUUUGAGUGCCCCUCCAUCCGCUCAUGAAAUCCCACCUCAACCUCAACCCACUAUGACGAUUCCUCAGAUCCAUCCUUCCUCGUCUGGCUCAGCCGAAUUUUCAAUCCCCCCGAUACUGUCCUCUGCUGCUCCAAAUGUUAAUCCAGCAGCUUUGUUGAGUUCAUCCCCAAUGCGUAUGCCCAGCAGCAGCAAGCUCCCAAAAGGCCGGCACUUAACUGGGGAUCAAAUUGUUUAUGAUAUAGAUGUUAGAAUGCCGGGUGAGGUGCAGCCUCAGCUUGAAGUCAGUCCGAUAACCAAGUACGUCUCCGAUCCUGGCCUUGUAUUGGGACGACAAAUUGCGGUUAACAAGACUUAUAUUUGCUAUGGACUCAAAAUGGGAGCUAUUCGAGUUCUCAAUAUUAAUACUGCUCUCAGGUCAUUGCUUAAGGGGCUUGCUCAGAGAGUGACAGACAUGGCCUUCUUUGCGGAAGAUGUUCAUCUUUUAGCUAGUGCAAGCAUAGAUGGACGUGUAUAUGUUUGGAAAAUUACUGAAGGUCCGGAUGAAGAAGAAAAGCCACAGAUUACUGGAAAAAUAGUAAUUGCUCUUCAAAUAGUUGGCGUAGGAGAUUCUGUUCAUCCGCGAGUUUGUUGGCAUUGUCAUAAACAGGAAGUGCUUGUAGUUGGUAUCGGAAAGCAUGUUCUAAGAAUUGAUACUUCAAAAUUUGAAAAAGGCGGAGUGUAUUCUGCAGAGGAACCCCUCAAAUGUCCCAUUGACAAGUUACUUGAAGGAGUUCAACUUGUUGGAACUCAUGAGGGAGAAGUGACUGAUUUGUCGAUGUGUCAGUGGAUGACCACUCGUCUAGUUUCUGCUUCUACAGAUGGCACGAUUAAAAUUUGGGAAGACCGUAAAGCACAACCGCUUGUAGUGUUGAGGCCAUAUGAUGGACAACCUGUUAGUUCAGUCACAUUUUUGACUGCCUCUCACCGCCCCGAUCACAUCAUCCUACUAACUGGGGGUCCCCUGAAUAGGGAAUUGAAAAUAUGGGUUUCGGAAAGUGAAGAAGGGUGGCUUCUUCCUAGUGAUGCUGAAUCAUGGAAGUGCACCCAGACACUAGAGUUGAAGAGUUCACAUGCAUCACGGCUUGAAGAUGUAUUCUUCAACCAAGUUGUGGCGUUGUCUCAGGCAGGACUUCUCGUAUUGGCAAAUGCCAAGAAAAAUGCUAUAUAUGUGUUGCAUUUAGAUUAUGGCGAUAAUCCAUCAUCAACACGAAUAGACUACUUGGCAGAGUUUACAGUUACAAUGCCAAUUUUGAGUUUUACCGGGACUAGCGAAGUAUUACCUCAUGGUGAGCAAAUUGUUCAGGUUUAUUGUGUCCAGACUCAGGCUAUUCAGCAAUAUGCCUUGGACUCAUCCCAGUGCUUGCCUCCUUCACUAGAGGGUUCUAUAUUGGAAAAAUCAGACUCAUUUGUUACGCACAAUUCAAUAAUUACGGAUGGAAUUGUAUUGUUGGACUCAUCUGGAAGUAAGGUCACUGAUUCGACACCCAAAAUUCCUGUGCGUGAUAGUGGCCCAGACAAUGCAGCUAUACUGAGGCCUCCCAAGGGCUCUACCUCAUUGGAGGUGGCCAUCUCGGCAGAAUUUCCUCCGGGAUAUAACUUGAAAACUGUAACUAGUGAGAAUGAAAUUCCUUGUGUUUCAUCACCUAGCGUCCCACUGAGUCCAAGAUUAUCUGCAAAAAUGAAUCUGAGGAAAUUAGUCAAUGAUCAUGAAGGGGACCAAAUUAUGGAAUACUCAGUCGACAGGCAAAUGGAUAGUGCUCAAUCCAACUUGUCGGAUGUCCCUUCCAUUGAUGAAGAUCAUAGGAAUGAUGAUGUUUCUUCUGCUACGAACCACCCAAUUAAGUUUAAGCACCCAACUCAUUUGGUAACACCAUCGGAGAUAUUGAUGGCCACCACCUCAUCAUCUGAAACUCCAAACAUUCAUGAUGUGGUGGUUAAUAACGAGGUUCGCAAUGUUGAGAUGGAUGUAAAAGUUGUGGAAGAGAAUGGAUAUAAUCAGAAUAAUGAAUUUAGUACUCAUGGAGACUCACUCACUCCUCUUGUUUCAGCUAGUAAAGAAAAGUUAUUUUGCUCCCAAGCUUCAGAUCUUGGCAUUGAGAUGUCUAGAGAUUGCUCUACAUUAUCAGCUGAGACCUAUGUUACUGAGGAUUCUCAACAACUUGACAGUGUUAACGAAAGUGAAGGAAAUACACUGCUUUCAACUGUUGAUGAGAAUGUCCAGGAUUCUGGAAAAGAUGUCGCUGGAAAUAUUGUUGGUUUAUCUGUGCUUUCAACAAGUCAACAGCCUGCAACUAUUUCCACAAAGGGGAAAAAGCAAAAGGGUAAGGUUUCUCUAGGAUCUGGUCCGUCGUCACCAUCCACAAGUGUUUUCAACUCAAUAGAUUCAUCCGUUGAGCCUGGUAUUAGUCCAAGUAUAACUGCUACGUCUGUCCCCCAAAUUGCAUCUAUUCAGGAGACACUCAACCAGCUAAUGUCCAUGCAAAAGGAGUUGCAAAAACAAAUGUCUGUCAUGGUUGCUGUCCCUCUUACUAAAGAAGGUAAAAGAUUGGAAACAUCAUUGGGCCGAAGCAUGGAAAAAGCUGUAAAGGCUAACUGUGAUGCAUUAUGGGCUCGGUUUCAAGAGGAAAAUACAAAACAGGAGAAAACAGUGCGGGAUCGUUUGCAACAGAUCACAAAUUUGAUGACCAACUGCAUAAACAAGGACUUACCUGCUAUGGUGGAGAAAACCAUAAAGAAGGAAUUAGGUACCUUAGGCCCAGCUAUUACACGUGCAAUAUCUCCUGCAUUAGAAAAAGCAGUCUCUGCAGCCAUUGCAGAGUCAUUCCAGCGAGGUGUGGGUGAUAAAGCAGUUAAUCAACUUGAGAAAUCCGUUAAUUCAAAACUUGAAGCUACUGUUGCUAGGCAAAUCCAAGCGCAAUUCCAGACCUCUGGCAAACAGGUUUUACAGGAAGUUUUUAAAUCCAGCGUGGAAGCUUCGAUAAUCCCAGCUUUUGAGAUUUCAUGCAAAAACAUGUUUGAGCAAGUUGAUUCUGCAUUCCACAAAGGGAUGGCCGAACAUACAACCGCUGCCCAACAGCAAUUUGAAUCUUCACAUUCCCCAUUAGCAAUUGCGUUGAGGGAUGCAAUUAACUCUGCAUCAACAAUGACACAAACUCUAAGCAAUGAAUUAGGUGAUGGUCAAAGAAAGCUGAUGGCUAUGGCAAUUUCAGGAGCUAAUUCAAAAGGAUCAAAUUCUUUGGUUAGCCAACUUAGUAAUAAUGGGCCUUUGGGUCCUCUCCAUGAUAAGAUUGAAGCGCCUAUGGAUCCAAAAAAAGAGCUAUUGAGAUUGAUAGCUGUACAUAAAUACGAUGAAGCUUUCACGACAGCCCUACAGAAAAGCGAUGUUUCAAUUGUUUCUUGGUUAUGCUCUCAGGUUGAUUUGAAGAAGAUUUUAGCAACGAAUCCUCUCCCUUUGAACCAAGGAGUGUUACUAUCUCUUCUACAACAGUUGGCUUGUGAUAUUAGCAAGGAUGCAACAGAAAAGCUGUCAUGGAUGACGGCAGUGGCACUUGCAAUAAAUCCGGGGGAUGCUAUGAUUGCUUUACAUGUGCGCCCCAUAUUCGAGCAAGUAUAUCAGAUUCUCACCCAUCUUUCCAGCCUUCCCACAACAUCCAGUGUCGACUUCUCCAGUAUCCGCCUCAUCAUGCAUGUUAUUAACUCCAUGUUAAUAAAUUGUAAAUGAUUUCUCAUUUGUCUCCAUGAUCUGGUCUUGAUAUGGGUUGAUAAUGUGUAAAAAGAGGGAGUAAAGCUAGAUGAGAAGCCAACAACUAGUUUGUGCAGUUUUCAAGUUUUCUCAUUAAAGAUUACUACAUUCUAGUAAUGUAGUUACAACUGAACCCAUAUCAAUUCAAUCUUAUUUUAUUUUUUUCACGGAAGUUUUUGUCAAUGUAAAACUUUUGCGCCCAUCAACUUAUUCAUUACUCUUAUAUAAUCUGGCCUGCUUUU